This is a messenger RNA of Haplochromis burtoni (Burton's mouthbrooder), 3358 nucleotides long. RefSeq names its product transducin beta like 3 (gene tbl3). The record is from RefSeq and is a predicted model, not a curated record. NCBI's taxonomy places the organism in Eukaryota, Metazoa, Chordata, Actinopteri, Cichliformes, Cichlidae. Gene Ontology annotation, cellular component: 90S preribosome; small-subunit processome; nucleolus. Gene Ontology annotation, biological process: endonucleolytic cleavage to generate mature 5'-end of SSU-rRNA from (SSU-rRNA, 5.8S rRNA, LSU-rRNA); endonucleolytic cleavage in 5'-ETS of tricistronic rRNA transcript (SSU-rRNA, 5.8S rRNA, LSU-rRNA). Bases 154 to 2937 code for a protein of 927 amino acids. Gene Ontology annotation, molecular function: protein binding; U3 snoRNA binding. The transcript has 23 exons.
CUCAGAUGACGUGCAACGUGUGCGACCCUGCCGUCAACAUGCGGGAUGGAUGGCGGUGUUGACUGUAGCCAACGUGUGACAUGAGAAAUAAGUAGUAUACGCCGCCUGUACUCUCUACAUCACUUCUUUUUUGGGCCAUUUCUCACGGGCAAGAUGGCAAAUACCAACCUUCAGUUCAAAACCAAUUAUGCUGUUUCCAGCAAGAUCGAGCCAUUUUACAAAGGGGGAAAAGUGCAGAUCAGCAAAGAUGAGAAAUACAUCUUUUGCACCUGUGGCUCUCGAGUCAAUGUUUUGGAGAUCAGCACUGGGAAGAUCAUUCACUGUGUUGAGCAUGAUGAUCAAGAGGACAUCACGUCAUUUGCUCUCAGCUGUGAUGAUGAGAUGCUGGUAACAGCCAGCCGGGCGCUGCUGCUUAAGCAGUGGGAUUGGAGGCAGGCUAACUGCAGUCGGUCCUGGAGGGCUAUUCACACUGUCCCCGUAGCUAGUAUGACCUUUGACUCCACCUCUACUCUCCUAGCCACAGGUGGCUGUGAUGGCACAAUAAAACUUUGGGAUGUGGUGAAGCAGUAUUGCACUCAUAACCUGAAAGGGUCAUCUGGUGUUGUACAUUUGGUCCAGUUCCACCCAAAUACCGACCUGCUGCAGCUUUUCUCCUCCUCUUUGGACUGUGGCAUCCGGAUAUGGGACCUGCGCUCCAGCCAGUGUGUGUGUGUCCUGCAGAGCCACUACAGUGCUGUGACAUCUCUUAGCUUCAGUCCCGAUGGUAACGCCAUGGUCAGUUCUGGCAGAGACAAGAUCUGCACAGUUUGGGACCUGAAAACUCGCAAAGCCAAGAGAACUGUUCCAGUCUAUGAGGCUGUGGAGGGUGUUGCAAUUCUUCCUGGAAGUACAGACUUGGCUGAGAUCGGAGUAAAGAGCAAGGACUUGCAUUUCAUCACAGCUGGAAGCAAAGGUGUAUUAAGGGUGUGGGAGGCCAGCACGGCACGUUGUGUCUACACGCAGACCCUUCCCUCCACCCUCCCCUCUGCCUCUGAGGAGGAUGAGAACGACAACCCCCGCAGUCUGACAUACCUGUUUCACCUGCCCGCCUCAGCUAGACUGGCCACAGUCACUGCAGAGCACAACAUACUGCUGUAUCAACUGCCUGCUCUCACCACACAGCAGCAAUUUGUGGGCUACAGUGACGAGGUGCUGGACGUGAAGUUUCUGGGAAAAGGUGACAGUCACAUCGUGGUGGCCACCAACAGCUGCCAGCUGAAGGUUUUUGAGCUGCUCACCAACAGCUGCCAGAUCCUCUAUGGACACACAGAUACGGUCCUCACACUGGAUGUGUUCAAAAAAGGAUCUCUCUUUGCAAGUUGUGCAAAGGACAGGUCAGUGCGUGUGUGGCAUAUGGACAGUGACAGUGGUCAGGUGCGAUGUGUGGCCCAGGGCUCCGGCCACACCAACGCUGUGGGCUCCAUCUCCUGCUCCAGGAUGAAGGCAUCAUUCGUUGCGACUGGUAGUCAGGACUGUACCGUGAAGGUGUGGGAUCUACCUGCAGACUGCUCUGCAGAAGGAGGCAUCCAUCAGCUAACUGCCCGCGCCACAGAGAAAGCACAUGAUAAGGAUGUAAACAGUGUUGCCGUAUCACCCAAUGACAAGCUGCUGGCUUCAGGUUCCCAGGAUCGCACAGCCAAGCUGUGGUCCUUGACGGGGGAGGGAACGGUGAGCCUGCUGGGGGUGUUUCGGGGCCACCGUCGUGGCGUCUGGGCCGUUUGCUUCUCUCCAGUGGACCAAGUGCUGGCCACCACCUCUGCAGACGGCACAGCCAAGCUGUGGAGCCUGCAAGACUUCAGCUGCCUCAAGACAUUUGAGGGCCACGAUGCAUCGGUUCUUAAGGUCAUCUUUGUGAGCCGAGGCACUCAGCUGCUCACCAGUGGCUCCGAUGGUUUAGUGAAGCUGUGGACCAUCAAGACCAAUGAGUGUGUGAAGACACUGGAUGCCCACCAGGACAAAGUGUGGGGUCUCCACGCCAGUCGCAAGGAUGACAAGAUGGUUACUGGCUCAGCAGACUCUAACAUCACCGUGUGGUCGGAUGUGACUGAAAUAGAGCUGGCAGAGGAGCAGGCGAAACAGGAAGAUCAGAUACUCAAGCAGCAAGAGCUGUCCAAUCUGCUCCACGGGAAGAAAUAUCUGAAGGCCUUGGGUCUCGCCAUCUCACUGGACCAGCCUCACACCGUGCUCACUGUUAUCAAAGCGAUCCGUGAAGGAGAGAAUAGCUCCGAGCUGUUGGAAAAGACGCUGCUGAAGCUUCGACAGGAUCAAAAAGAGUCACUUCUGCGCUAUUGUGUGGUGUGGAACGCCAACGCCAGGAACUGCCUGAAUGCCCAGGCUGUCCUACAGGUGCUCCUCACACACCUGCCCCCCGAAGAGCUGCUGCAGUACCAGGGAGCCCGAUCACACCUUGAGGGCCUCAUUCCAUACACAGAGAGACACAUGCAGAGGAUUGGGCGUCUGCUGCAGGCCUCCAUGUUCUUGAACUACAUGUGGCAGAAAAUGAGAGUGGCCGGAGCGCCGUCCAGUACGGGCCAAGAUGAAGACAUGGAUACGACACCUCUGGCACAGGCUCAGCCUUUCUUUGUGAUCGACAAGGAGAAAAAGAGCGGCAGCUACGAGAGACGAGACGAAGGCAACGACAGCGACGGUGAACAAGACGAAGAUCCAGAUUCCUGUGUUGAAGAUGAAGAGGAGCUCGAGGAUGUCAGUGCCACCAACAAAGCCUCCACCGACAACGGGCGAGUAGAAAACGAAGCAAGCCACAAAACUAACGGCAAGCACCACUCUGAGAGCGAGGAGAGCUCUGAAGAGGAAGACCAGGAGGAGGAAACGACAGUUAAAAAGACAAAAGGUCUCCCGGUUUCUUCGGCUCAACAGUGCCAGACUUUUGCCAGCUGACAGGAAUCAGUUUGGAAACAAUAGGUUUUCUUAUCUCAGAUUAUUGGCAGCUGGAGACAGUUCAGAUGUGAAAUGAUAACAUUUGUUAGGACGGCUUCUCUACAGACUUUGAGUCAUGUGCCAAAGCAUCAGCUCCUCCAUGCAGAUUUUAAUGACCCUGACUUCUUCAGACAAAAAAGAGGAAAAGGGGACGCGCAGGAGGAGGAAACCUGGACCAUCUUCACACUCACCACAUGCCAUUGUGUUGUUCUGCAGUAGUGCAAUGUCCUGAUCUACCAGCUCAACUAAAUGAACACACUUUUAUGUAACCCAGACAGCAGUUUCCUCAUAUAACCGUGGAGUAUUUUGUUUUCUCUGCAAAUGUUAAUAAAAUAAACAAUGUUUGAUUUAAAAGGAGUCACAUUUUUAUUCAAAUAAAAUA